AUGUCAGAGAUCAACCCAGAUAACCAAAUAUUCAACCAAAAGGCAGGAAUAAGGCAAAUCACGCCCAGAGCCAUAACGGCUGGUUUGAUAAUUGGUUCAAUUGUUUUAAUAUCAAAUUUCCAAUUUGGUUUACAAACAGGUUGGGUUUCAAUGAUGUCCUUACCUUCUGCAUUAUUAGCAUUUGCAAUUUUUAAACAAUUACAACCUUUCCUAUCUUAUGAAUUCACUGAUGUGGAAAAUGUUUUCAUUCAAAGUAUUGCAGUUGCUGUGGGGACUGGUCCUUUAGCUUAUGGAUUUGUUGGUGUUGUGCCAGCUAUUGAAAAAUUUCUAGGACCUGAUGAAUCUGGGACAGGGAAGUUGAUAAAUUUGAAUACUUGGGAUUUAAUCAUUUGGUCAAUUGGGUUAGGAUUCUUUGGUAUAUUCUUUGCAGUUCCCUUAAGAAAACAAGUUAUUAUUAAAGAAAAAUUACCAUUCCCAUCUGGGAGUGCCACUGCUACAUUGAUUAGUGUUUUGAAUAAUAGUGAAAUUCGUCAUGAAGAUACUUUAAAUCUAAAGGCCACAUGUGAUUAUAAUGAAUUAUUAUUGGAAAGUGAUGAAGAGGAAAACAUUACAAGUGAAGAAACCGUUGUGGAGCAAGAUCGUAAUUCUCAUGAAGGUACACCAUUAUUAGAUUCAACAUCCAUGAAAAGUUUACAAAGCUCAGAUACUUAUAAUCAAAACAUUAAAUCACUAAUAAUAACAUUCACUGUUUCAUCAACUUAUACAAUCUUGUCAUAUUUCAUACCCAUAAUUAAAAACAUCCCUGCAUUUGGUAAAUACCUAGCAAAUCAAUACCUUUGGACAAUACAACCAUCACCUGCAUAUAUCGGACAAGGUAUUAUAAUGGGGCUACCCACUGUUUCAUACAUGUUAUUCGGUGCUAUAUUAGGCUGGGGUAUCUUGGCUCCAUUAUCGAAAAAUCUAGGAUGGGCACCUGGUGAAAUUGACGAUUGGAAAACCGGUGCUCAGGGUUGGAUCUUGUGGAUUUCAUUAGCCGUUAUGGUUAGUGAUAGUGUUGUUGCAUUUAUUGUGGUGACAACUCAAUCUGCUUGGAGAUUUUAUAAACAACGUUAUGAAUUUAUUGAAUUACAGAAAAAACUUGGUGAUAAUAAUGAUGAUCAUAGAGGUUCUAUAAAUAGUGGUGCUGGAAGCUAUAACGAUAAUGAAGCUUCUCCUGAACAUUUGAUCCCGGUCAGUACUGUUGUUGUUGGUCUGAUCUUAUCUUCGAUCGUUUGUGUCGUGGCUAUGGUUUCAUUAUUCGGCACUACAAUAGUUCCAAUUUAUUCAGUAGUUAUUGCUAUCAUAUUGGCAUUGUUCUUAUCAGUUCUUGGUGUUCGUGCAUUGGGUGAAACUGAUUUAAAUCCAGUUAGUGGUAUUGGGAAAUUGUCACAGUUGUUAUUUGCCCUAAUCAUUCCAAAGGGACAUCCAGGUUCAGUAUUGGUUAAUUUAGUUGCAGGAGCAAUUGCGGAAGCUGGUGCUCAACAAGCUGGUGAUUUAAUGCAGGAUUUGAAAACUGGACAUUUAUUAGGUGCUUCUCCAAGAGCCCAAUUUAUUGCACAAAUCAUUGGUACUGUUUGGUCAAUUUUCCUCAGUGCAAUCAUGUACAAAGUUUAUAAUGUUGUUUAUGAAAUUCCAAACAAAGUGUUUAGAAUUCCAACAGCAGUUAUUUGGAUUGAUUGUUCAAGAUUGGUUACUGGUGAAGGUUUACCACCUUAUGCUUUUGAAUUUUCCAUAUUAUUCGGACUCAUAUUUGGUAUCAUCUCACUGAUUAAAAAUAUUUUCAAACAUAAUCCAAGAGUGCAAGAUAAAUUGAUUUGGUUACCUUCAGGUGUUGCAGUUGGGGUUGGUAUUUAUAAUACACCGUCCUUCACAAUUGCAAGAUUCAUUGGUGGUGUUAUUGCAUAUAUUUGGUUGAAGAAAUGUAAACAUAGUCAUGAGGGUAAAACUGCAAUGAUUGUUUUCAGUUCAGGUUUGGUUUUAGGAGAAGGAAUGUUUAGUAUUGUAAACAUGACAUUAACAUCAUUGGGUGUUCCUCAUUUUUAA
Molecule: messenger RNA, 2082 nt
Organism: Hansenula anomala
Lineage: Eukaryota; Fungi; Ascomycota; Saccharomycetes; Phaffomycetales; Wickerhamomycetaceae
Exons: 1
Coding region: 1-2082 (693 amino acids)
Cellular component (GO): fungal-type vacuole membrane
Molecular function (GO): oligopeptide transmembrane transporter activity
Source: RefSeq, a predicted model, not a curated record